This is a messenger RNA of Aspergillus saccharolyticus JOP 1030-1, 4730 nucleotides long. RefSeq lists its product as uncharacterized. The record is from RefSeq and is a predicted model, not a curated record. The coding region runs from base 166 to 4383 and encodes 1405 amino acids. The transcript has 4 exons. Lineage: Eukaryota; Fungi; Ascomycota; Eurotiomycetes; Eurotiales; Aspergillaceae.
CACCGGCCGACCAUCCACCCCCAGCCGACACCCCACAAUCUUAUGCUGCUUUUCUCGACUGUCACUAAUCUCUAGACUGGGCUCGUUUGCCCUUCCCACAUGUUACAUUAAUUUUAAUGCCUUCUUGACAACACCGAUCCUCAAUUCGCGUUUGUUUACAUCGCCAUGGCUGCGACAGGCGCGAGGGGGCAGAAGCCUGUUGGCUCUGCAGCCUGGAUCUCAUCCGAGAAAGAGAACUGCAUGCAGCUUGUGGAUCAGGAAAUGGAAGAGGUCGAAUAUCCUGUGCGCCAUGAGAUGGACUGGUUGAACGAGCACAUGGCCGAGAUUUUCUCUUCGAACCAAUUCAACCUUACGGAUGCGUUCAAGACUCCUGGCAAGUUGCGUGGCAAAACGCCGCGGACUGCGCGAAAGCGCGAUGCGACCGAGCCUCGUGUGCCUUUGAGCGAGAUAUUCUCUUCCGUACACAACAGCAAACCCGAAACCAAAUCGGAGAGCAAGCUUGAGAGCAAACCUGCUGCUAGCCCGACAGUCCCGGCAGUUCAACGCUCACCCGCCAAGACACCCGUUGCGUCGCCCCCUGCAGCACCGACCCCGGUGGCCGAACCUGAAGAGCCCGUUAGCAAGGACGCAGCUCAACCCGACUAUCCCGAUUUGAGCAAGAAUCUCAAUUCCUUCCCGGAGUACAAUACCGACUCAGGCUAUCAUGGCAUGCCCGAUGCCGAAGACAUGGAGGAAGAUAUCGAUGAUGAUGUUGUCUUGACACAAGUACAGACUGAAUCCCAAUCGUCGACGCAACCGGUGGAUACCGAGCUUAUCGGUACCGAAAAUCAGGCUCACUCACCAAAUGAGCGCCGUAUGACCGCUAGCUCUUUCCAUUCUGCUCAAGAGAAUGUGCGCCAUCGAGGCGAAACAGUCGAGCCUGAGCGAGUUGAACCGUCACCGGAGCGGAGCACAAACUCUCAGACACAGCAAACAGAACCGGAAGAACAGGAGGCCGCUAUCACACCGACGCCUGAAUACGGAGAGCAACCCGAAUUGGAAACUGCGACAAAGCCCGACAAUGAGCCCAAGCCUGAGACCGAUCUUCAGACUGAACCCGCACCCGAGCCCGAGUUCGAGCGCGAUGAGCAUGAGGGACAUGAAGAGCGAGAGGAGCGCGAAAAGUCUGAACCUGCGCUUGAAGAGAAUGUCGAGCCGCAACAGGUUCCAGACCCCGAGAACAAAUCCGAACAACGGGUAGAUAUGCAACAGGAACCGGAUGAGGAGGAGGAGGAAGUUCUCAAGCCCAGCCCUCUGGAACAGUCAGAGAAGGAGCCUGGCAAAGCUCUGGAGGCGCAUUCACCUGCCAAGACUCCCACCGCACCUGCCGCGAAGUCCGUACAGGAAGGGAAGGAGGAGAAGGACAAGGAUAAAACGGUUCUCGAUGUCGAUGAUAUUGGCUCCCCUUCGGAUGCCUCUCCCCCGGCACGAGCCCCGAUCCGCAAGAGUAGCCUUUCAUUCGCUUCACUACCUGCACGCGAGCCAUUGACCAAAAAGAGUCUGGGUGGUUCGAGAUUGUCUCGCACAAGUCAUCUCGAGAUUUCCAAACUUAGUAGCGGAGGGAGCUAUCUCGGAAGGCAGACUGGAGGACACAGAAACACACAGCCUGCCGCGGAGGACGAACACACCAACAAUGACAGAAUGGAUAUUGACGACAGUAAAGAUUUGACUGACGAGGGAGAAUCGGAUAUCGAUACGAGAGCCAGCAAGCUCCAUGCCAAGUCCUCGACUCAGAGACUGCAUGAGAAAAUCAGCAUGCUCGGCAAACUACAGCCGUCGCGACCGACUAAAUCUAUCCCCGCAGUCUCGCGCUUGUCCACAGCUCAGGUUACCUACCCUGAGUUGCCAAUCUCUAAGCCCGAUACGAGACCGGAUAUCUCUAAUUCGAAGCCCCGUGAUGCGCAUGCCGCAGCGCCCAUGCAACUUGACGAUGAUUGGAUUAAACCAAUGAACUCGCCUUCCCGAUCCACGGCACAGUCUCAUCGGAGAACUGAUAGCAAAGACGCCAAACUCUCGGGAGCUAGAGCUCUGCGGGCUGCCGAGGAAGAUCGCUCCCCUGUUGCUCUUGAUAAUCCAAGAAGUGCGGCAGGAACGACGAGACCAUCUGCCAACCGCGCCUCUGACGGAGGUCGUGGAAAGUCAACAACGCCUCUCUACUCUUCUCCGCAGCGGCCAACUCAUCAGAAGAGUGCGUCUGCGCAUAUCGACUCUCAACUCUCAACUACGCCAGUUGGAUCACCUGCAGCGGAACGCUGGGAUGGCCCGUUGAGUGCGUCCAAGUUUAGACUCCAAUCAAUCGUGCAGUCGGCCAAGGGCUUGUUCACGAAUACCGGAGGCUUAGCCGCUGCCGCUCGGAAAGAAGCAUCCUCACCCGAACAGCCGAGAUUGCGACCAAGUGGUCGGCCCAUCAGCGAGCUCAGGGAUGCUAUGCAGCGACCACAAUCUGCUCAUCUCCUGAGCCCCCCGCGACAGGAUGGCCGUAGGACUCGCAGCUCUACCGAGAGAGAAGAGAAGCGUAGGCAGAUGGAACGUGAGGAACGCCAACGCGAAGAAGAACGCCGCCAAGAAGAGGAACGCCAACGCGAAGAGGAACGCCGACAAGAAGAGGAACGCCAACGCGAAGAGGAACGCCAGCAAGAAGAGGAGCGUCAACGAGAAGAGGAACGUCGACGUGAGGAGGAACGUCAACGAGAAGAGGAACGCCGAAGAGAAGAAGAGCUGGCUCAGAAGGCCCGGCAACAAGAAAAACACAGAGCUAUGCAACUCCGGUCUGCACAGGAAAAGUAUCCUGCUGAUAACGAGUCCCGUGCAACUUCCGAGGCACCCGCCGCACCAACAACCCAGAGAUUGCCCCAAUUACAAAAAUCAUCCAAGGAAACGGAGGCUGUUGUCGAGGCUGGAUCCAGAACCAUUGUUCCCAGCUCCAUCCCCCAACAACAGCAAACAAAGGGUCGACCUGUCAGACCUACCCGCGAAACUCUUCAGAAGCCCAAGCCUCAGCCUGUCUCCAUUCGUGUGGGCAGUGCUCUUUCUCGGCCCAUGACACUGGCAUCUUCCACUAUGUCUUCCGGGGUGAGGGAGUCUAGCGUCCCCGCCCCGACCCCGGCCAAGCAACCUACUCUGAAGAAAAAAGCCAGCAACUCUUCGUUACAUACUGCUUCAUCCAAUAGCAGCUUCAAGAGUUCUAUGUCUGCUCAGUCGCAGCGUAAGGCUCAGCUCGCGAGCGAAAGGAAGCGAGAACAGGAUGAACGUGAGGCACGGCGUCGAGAGGAGCAGCGCCGUGAACUCGAACGCAAGCGUGUGGCUCAGCAGCAAGAAGAAGCUCGUCGCCAGGACAUGCGCAGUCGGGCAGAAGCCGAGCGGCGCGAGCGACUUGUAGCCGAAGAUCCUAAAAAGGCGGCGCAAAUCCAGGCAAUUGAGAAGCGGAGACUGGAAAGCCAACGUAGACUAGAGAGGCAGGGAAGCCAACAGCCUGACAACCAUCCUGUCGAGAGACCGGCCUCUCAAGCAGCCCAGCGAAGUGAGAUGGGGGCUACAAGGCCAGCUUCUCGCCUCGGAUCAAUCCAGCCCUCCUUCCGCUCCAUCAACCCACCGCAACCCAAUCCGGCCAAGCCUCCCAAGAGAGGUCUGGAUGAGGAGGCUAAUCAGCGACCUACAGCGUUGAAGACGGGCACUAUGCAACCGGCGGGCGAGUCCAAACGCAGAAGGACAGAGGACGAACAGAAUCGCAUGUCCUCAAUGCGCCCCACCAUGGCUCCUCCAAUCCGCCAGUCCAACAUCCGCAAGGAGCCCAAGAAGCCCUCAUUCUACAGCCAUACUCAGCAACCAGCUUCCAUUCUCAAGACUGGACAAACGCAAAGACCUGCACACCCUAUGGACAUGACCAAAUAUGCCAGUGGCAAAAUUCCCUUCGCGGAACCACCAAUGGCACCGCCAGCUGCUGCGCACCGAACGCCAGCUGCGAGCUCGUCGCAGAAACAUGCAGUCAAGGAAUCGCCCAACUAUCCCAACGGCGAGAAUAUCAACCUGCCCGAAAUUGCCACGGACAGCGAAGACGAGGACUCGGAUGCGGAGAUGCUACCUGUUCCCAAGUGGGCCCAGCCGAAAGAGUUGGAGUCUUUGUUGCGUCAGCAAGAAGGCAUGGAGGCAGAUUCUAUUUUUGGACCCAUUGCACCAUUCUCCCUGGAGGAGACCUUCAAAGGGGACAAGAAGAUCAAGAAAUUCCGCGAGCGCACUAGUAGUGCGCACUGGUCUGGACCGGACGGACUGACGCAAGAUGAGAUUCGACGCGACCUGGCUGAGCGUCAACGCUUGCGACUCAAUGGCGGCUGGACCUUCAACUGAACUGCUGUUAUCCGCUUUCUCACGCUUGUGCGAUACAUGAUGGCUUUCUUUUUCUUUGUUUUCUCUCAAUGAUGCCAGGGCUUUAUUUUUUUUUUAUCUGGGGGUAAAUCUGGGACUUUUGCAGCCGGGGUUCUGCGAGGAAGGGGCUGAUAGGCAUAACUGGUCUGGCGUUUGUCGUAUUCCGACUUAGGUUUCAUGUUGUAGCUACAUCAUACAAUUACUUUAUGCAUGUACCCAGUGGACUGUUCUCGCCAUUCUUUCGGUCUGGAUUGUCUGAAGGCGGCCAUUGCGAGGAUUCUCGAUCAUCGACAUUGGAUUAGACUCGGGGGCGAAGCAUCAGAAAGUCG